AUGUCCUUCUCGGACCAGCCGUUCUCCUAUGGGCCAUUCGUUCCACAUUAUAUUCCUCGCCAGUACAUCGAAACAUAUUUCUCCACCCAAAAGACUGACGAAUACCUGUCUCUCAACACUACAGUCGAAGAUAUCUCCCAGCUCCCUGCCGCUACAAGAGGAGGACUGAAGCCUUGGAGGUUAACGUUACGGAAAUAUGACCCUCUGCGACACGUCGAUGUAUGGUGGCAAGAAGACUUUGACGCCGUUAUACUUGCCAACGGGCACUAUGCUAUUCCUUGGGUUCCGCAUGUCCAAGGCUUGGAGGCAUAUAUGGACAAGUUCCCUGGCAGAGUAAUACACUCCAAAUUCUAUCGCUCACCCUGGUUAUAUGCCAAGAAAAGAGUCCUCGUUAUUGGAAACUCCGCCUCUGGUCACGAUAUUGCAGUGGAUCUUCUACAGUCUGUCCAGCAACCGCUCUACCAGUCACGACGAUCGCGAGGGAGGUUGGAUGGCGAUGAACCUCCCCUGGGAAUGGAGUGGAAGACAGUCAUCAAAGAGUAUCGACUGGAUGGUACAAUCGUGUUCGAUGAUGGCAGCGAACUCAAAGACAUUGAUCACAUUAUUUACUGUACAGGAUAUCUUCCAUCUUAUCCAUUUUGGAACAGCAAAGUAAAUGGUCGACCACUAUUUGACUACAAGAAAAGAAAGCUCAUCAACAACUAUUGGCAUACCUUCUUCCAGGACAUCCCCAACUUGGCAGUAGUCGGUAUGCCUCGCGUCUUGACGUUUCGAAGCUUCGAAUAUCAAGCCGUCGCACUUGCACGACUCUUCUCUGGGAGAAACUCGAUUCCUCUUCCACCAAAGGAGGAACAAAAGAAAUGGGAACUUGACAGGGAGAAACUCUGUAGACAGCAGGGAAGAAAGUUUCACGAGAUAGAGUGGGAGACUGGUGAGACUUUCGGCUGGCUGGAGGGGUUCUUCAAGAUCGCGGGUCUGGGAACAUUAUCCGGGGAAGGCAGAAUACCUCCUGUGUUGAGCAAGGACCUUAUCUGGGCCAUCGAGCAUGUGAGAAAAUACCCAGAUCCGGGUAAGGAUGAUCACGACAAGAAGAGGGAAGGGUCGCAAAGUGAACAUGAUGGUUGGGAUUUGGUUGAAAGCACUCAUAAGGAUCUUUUGUCCUUCAUCUAG
Fusarium tjaetaba is the source of this 1170-nucleotide messenger RNA. Its product is annotated as thiol-specific monooxygenase. Gene Ontology annotation, molecular function: NADP binding; flavin adenine dinucleotide binding; N,N-dimethylaniline monooxygenase activity. The transcript has 2 exons. The record is from RefSeq and is a predicted model, not a curated record. The coding region runs from base 1 to 1170 and encodes 389 amino acids. Lineage: Eukaryota; Fungi; Ascomycota; Sordariomycetes; Hypocreales; Nectriaceae.